This is a messenger RNA of Triplophysa rosa, 7477 nucleotides long. It is a transcript of the gene robo2, whose product is annotated as roundabout, axon guidance receptor, homolog 2 (Drosophila). The record is from RefSeq and is a predicted model, not a curated record. Gene Ontology annotation, molecular function: protein binding. Bases 661 to 5331 code for a protein of 1556 amino acids. Gene Ontology annotation, cellular component: plasma membrane; axon. Lineage: Eukaryota; Metazoa; Chordata; Actinopteri; Cypriniformes; Nemacheilidae. The transcript has 30 exons. Gene Ontology annotation, biological process: axon guidance; cell-cell adhesion.
CUCUCUUUCUCUCUCUCUCUGAUAGUUGAAGCUGAGAGUGUUAUUAGUGUUUAAAGAGCUGCUCAGCCUCCGUUGGCUCUACGUCUGUUGUGAUCAGAGCUCCAGGAUUAGCGCUGUCACCACAUCGCAUCGCUCUCCGCUUCUCUCCUCUCCCGGCGCGUCCCUUGUGACCCACAGUGCAUGUUACGCUGUUAUUUCCUUCCCACCUCCUCACCAUCUCUGGAAACUCCUCCACACAGACGAACACGCCGUGGCGGCGAAACUACAGAACUGAAGAGGAGAGGAAUAUUCUCACUGUGUACUGGGACUCGGCUACUGCAGGGAAAAACAGGACUGUGUGUGUGUGCGACCGUGCGCAUGUUUCGCGGGUGUCUCUGUGCAGGGUAGACUGAGCUGCGCUGUGCCUCUCGCUCGCUCUCUCUCUCUCGGAUGAUGAAGGCUCUCGUUCGCAUCACCCCGUGAUGGAGCUUGACUAAGGAGUAGAUCUCACACACAUGCGUAAGCAGACGGGCAGGCUCACGGCAGAAGCGCACGCACGCCUGGAUUGUGACCGAUGACCUGCCGUACGCGUCAGGUUCCUCGCACCCCCCGUGCUCUGCCGAGCAGCCACACGGGCAGGUGAAGGACCUUCACCUUCAACCCCUCCCCAGACCCUUGGAGAUGUUCCUCAGGACCAGCUCUGGACUCCUCCUUUCUCCCGUGAGACUCGCUCUGUUUCUGCUGGUCUUUUUGGACACUCCCCAUCCAUCCCUCCAGGGCAGGAAUAAGAGCAGAUGGAAUAAGGGGGAUUCAGUGCUGCUUCGGGAUUGGACAAUCUUCUUGGAGGAAGUUCACAAUCCAGAUUGCGCAGAACGAUCCCGUCUGCGGCAGGAAGAUUCUCCGCCCCGGAUCGUGGAACACCCCUCUGAUCUGAUCGUAUCCAAGGGCGAACCAGCCACCCUGAACUGCAAGGCGGAGGGGCGGCCCACCCCCACCGUGGAGUGGUACAAGGAUGGAGAACGUGUUGAAACCGACAAAGAUGACCCUCGAUCUCACCGUAUGCUCCUGCCCAGCGGCUCUCUCUUCUUCCUGCGCAUCGUACAUGGCCGUCGCAGCAAACCCGACGAGGGCGCGUACGUGUGUGUGGCACGCAACUACCUGGGGGAGGCCGUUAGCCGAAACGCUUCACUAGAAGUAGCAUUGUUACGGGAUGAUUUCAGACAGAACCCGACAGACGUGGUGGUCGCCGCCGGGGAGCCGGCCAUCUUGGAAUGCGUCCCACCUCGUGGCCACCCGGAGCCCACCAUCUACUGGAAGAAAGACAAAGUCAGAAUUGAAGAAAAGGAUGAGAGGAUAAAGAUCCGCGGAGGUAAGCUGAUGAUUUCCAACACGAGGAAAAGCGACGCUGGCAUCUACAUCUGCGUUGGCACCAACAUGGUCGGCGAGAGAGACAGCGAGACGGCUCAGGUCACCGUGUUUGAGAGGCCCACGUUUCUGCGGCGUCCCAUAAACCAGGUGGUUCUUGAGGAAGAGGCGGUGGAAUUUCGCUGUCAGGUGCAGGGAGACCCGCCGCCUUCAGUGCGCUGGAAAAAAGACGAAAUUGACAUCUCCCGUGGGAGGUACGAUAUUAAAUACGAUAAAGAUGACUAUGUGCUGAGGAUAAAGAAGGCCACAGCGAGUGAUGAAGGAACCUUCACCUGUAUAGCGGAGAACCGAGUGGGCAAAACAGAGGCGUCCGCCACCCUCACGGUCAGAGCCCCACCCCAGUUUGUGGUCAGGCCACGGGACCAGAUCGUGGCACAGGGGCGCACGUCCACUUUCCCAUGUGAGACCAAAGGGAACCCGCAGCCGGCCGUCUUCUGGCAAAAAGAGGGGAGUCAGAACCUUCUGUUUCCGAAUCAACCUCAGCAGCCCAACAGCCGUUUUUCAGUGUCGCCCGGUGGAGAUCUGACCAUCACGGCUGUCCAGCGGAGCGACGCCGGGUACUAUAUCUGCCAGGCCCUGACGGUGGCGGGCAGCAUUCUGGCCAAAGCCCAACUUGAGGUCACAGACGUGUUAACGGAUCGCCCUCCGCCCAUCAUCCGUCAGGGUCCAGCCAACCAGACGCUGGGCGUGGACAGCGUGGCUCUUCUGAAGUGCCACGCAUCUGGAGAACCCGUCCCAACCAUCAGCUGGCUGAAGGACGGCGUCAGUCUGCUGGGGAAAGACCCUCGCAUGUCCUUGCAGGACGCCGGCAGCCUGCAGAUCAAGGGUUUACGGCUCUCUGAUUCUGGUAUCUACACCUGCGUGGCCGCAAGUUCCAGCGGAGAAACUUCAUGGAGCUCCUUCUUGGAAGUCAAGGAGUCUGGCGCUCUUCUUGUAGUCAAAAACAGAGAUGAGAGCGAGCUGCCAGGUCCACCGUCCAAACCUCAGGUCACAGAUGUCACUAAAAACAGCGUGUCGUUGUCCUGGCAACCUGGCCUUUCUGGGGCGUCGCCCAUCUCGUCAUAUGUCAUCGAAGCUUUCAGCCAAUCGGUGAGCAACAGCUGGCAGACUGUCGCCGAUCAUGUGAAAACAACGCAGUACACCAUAAAAGGUCUCCGACCCAACACUAUCUACCUGUUCAUGGUGCGAGCGUUGAACGCCCAAGGCCUGAGUGACCCCAGCCCAAUGUCUGAACCUGUUCGGACACAAGAUAUAAGUCCUCCAGCGCAAGGUGUGGAUCACAGACAGGUGCAGAAGGAGCUCGGUGAGGUUAUCGUGAGACUACACAACCCCGUGGUCCUCAGUCCCACCACCAUACAGGUCACGUGGACGGUGGACCGCCAGUCUCAGUUCAUCCAGGGCUACAGAGUUUUGUACAGGCAGAUGUCAGGCCUGCCCUCCCCCGGGUCGUGGCAGAGCCAGGAUGUGAAGAUUCCCUCGGAGAGGAGCAUGGUGCUCUCAGCUCUGAAGAAAGGCAUCGUGUACGAGAUCAAAGUCCGGCCUUACUUUAACGAGUUCCAGGGCAUGGACAGCGAGUCCCGCACAGCCAGAACAACGGAGGAAGCACCCAGCGCUCCACCUCAGCAGGUGACUGUUCUCACAGUGGGCAAUCAGAACAGCACAUCCAUCAGUAUCUCAUGGGACCCUCCUCCAGCAGACUUUCAAAAUGGCAUCGUCCAGGAGUAUAAGAUCUGGUGUUUGGGGAAUGAAACCCGUUUCCAUGUCAAUAAAACGGUGGACGCUGCCAUCCGUUCGGUUGUGGUGGGGGGUCUUCAGGCAGGGGUCCUGUAUCGGGUGGAGGUGGCCGCCAGCACCAGCGCUGGGGUGGGGGUGAAGAGCGAACCCCAACCCAUCAUCAUUGGUAAAGACUUCCGGGACGUGAUCGUGAGCGGGAACAGGAACAACAGCAUCACGGAGCAGAUCACGGACGUCGUGAAGCAGCCGGCCUUCAUCGCGGGCAUCGGUGGGGCCUGCUGGGUCAUUCUGAUGGGCUUCAGCAUCUGGCUCUACUGGAGGAGAAAGAAGAGAAAGGGUCUGAGCAACUACGCAGUUCAGUCCUUCACCUUCACCCCUGCAGUGACGUUCCAGCGCGGUGAUGGAGGCUUGAUGAGCAACGGGAGUCGCCCUGGUUUGCUGAAUGCCAGUGAUUCUGGGUACCCGUGGCUCGCUGACUCCUGGCCGACCACCAGUCUGCCCGUUAACAGCGGCUCUGGACCCAAUGACAUCAACAACUUCGGCCGUGGAGACGGGAUGCCCGGCGCUCAGGCAGAUAAGACGGGCACCAUGCUUUCAGACGGAGCCAUUUACAGCAGCAUCGACUUCACCACCAAAGGCGGAUUUGGCAGCCCAAGCCCCGCCUCCCAGGCCACGCCCUACGCCACCACCCAGAUCCUCCAUUCCAACAGCAUCCAUGAGCUAGCUGUAGAUCUGCCCGACGCCCAAUGGAAGACCUCUCUACAUGCCAAACAAGAGAUGGCAAGCCUGGGCUACUCACUGCCAGACAAAAACUCCUGCAACAACACACUCCUUUUCAUUCCUGACUACCGAUUGGCUGACGGAUUGUCUAAUAGAAUGCCCCACAACCAAUCACAGGAUUUCAACACUACCAGCUCCCACAACAGCUCAGAUCGGAGCAACAGUCUGUCAGGUGGGAAAGGAGGAAAGAAGAAGAAGACGAAAGCGAACGCAAAGCCCAUCAAGAUGAACGGGUCGAAUUGGGCCAACGUUCCACUGCCUCCACCUCCAAUCCAUCCUCUUCCGGGAACAGAGAUGGACCACUAUGCCACAGAACACCAUGAUGCGGGAGGUUAUGAUAGUGAUGGUUGGGGUCCGCCGUUGCCCGUCCAGACGUACCUGCACCAGGGUUUAGAAGAUGAGCUGGAGGAGGAAGAAGAACGGGUGCCCACUCCGCCCAUAAGGGGCGUGGCCUCCUCUCCUGCAGCCGUGUCUUUUGGGAAACAGUCCACGGCCACUCUGAGCCCCUCUCCACGUGAGGAAAGGCAACCCAUGCUUCAGGCCCACCUCGAUGAGCUGACCCGAGCCUACCAACUGGACAUGACCAAGCAGACUUGGCACAUGCAGGGUGGGCCUUACCCUCCCCAGGCCCCCGCGCCACCCGUGGGCUACGUCUCCAGCACCCUGGUGUCCGAUAUCGAAACGGACCUCCCCGACGAAGAUGACGAGGAUGAGGAUGAAGGGUAUGAGAUGUCGCCACCGAUCAGGGGAAUGGAACACACGCCGGGCUCUAGCAUGGACAACUUGGACAGCUCUGUAACGGAUAAAGGUCUACAUCACAGACCUCGUCCUUCCAGCCCGUUCUCCACAGACGGAAGCACGGUGGGCACGCACAGUCUGGGUCACCAGCGGGCGGCAAGGCCCACCCGCAAACACAAAGGACCUGGCACUGCCCCGCACCGCCGCGAUGCCAGCGCAGACGAUCUGCCCCCACCUCCAGAACCUCCUCCCUGCCAGUCGGCUCGUAUUCAAGGGGCGAGAAACAUGUCCAAUCCCUCCGAUCGCAAUGCCUCAUCGCUAGAGAGGCAACCUAUGAUGGGCCUCGAGGAGAUGAAGAGUUCUUUGGACCGGCAGACCCGAACAUCACUGGAGCGCCAUUGGCAGGCCCAGGACAGACUGGGGUCUAUAGAGAGGGGCGAGGAGAACAGGAGAGGGCAGAAAAACGGCCCUGUUUCAGAUGAGGCCAUGUUUCCGUACAACAAACCGUCAUUCCCGUCUCCUGGGGGGCACAGCUCAUCUGGGACAGCUUCAUCUAAAGGGUCAACGGGUCCUCGGAAAGGAGAGGGGACGAGGGGACAACACCAGCGCUCCACCACCGAGCCGACCGACAGCGGGUACAUGGGGACCAAUGCGCAGUACUCUGGAGAAUUAUAGUGAGCCAUUUUGAUGGGAACAGACGAAUGCCUUGAUCUGUGCCGGAUACGUGGCCUCGCCUUCCCGGUGUAAUGAACUCGUGAAGCAUCAGACGGAAGAAAAGAAAAAAGAAUAAAACGUCUGAAAAUGACCAACUGUAAAUGUGAUGUAAAGAUGGACGUGCUACCCACAACAUCCCUCACCUUCCCCCUUAAGCUUUUCAUUCACAGAAAAAAAGAAAGUCGUCGAAAAAAACCCGCUACGGAUUGCCGACAUGGGCGAAACCGAGGAAGGGAAUCGAGUUUCCUGUAAAUAUAUGCUUGAUAUCGAAGACGGAAAGUGACAUUAUUGUUAUUGCAUCGCUAUGCAAACCGAGUUCUGUUUCCGCGCUCUCUUACGCUGUUGGUCGUUUGUACGAUAAGUGAAUCGAUGGGCUGUGGUGCCAUAGAAAUUAUGUUGUCAUCCAUCAUUUGUUAAUACUUCUCAUGAAUUAAUUGUUGUCAUUAUAAUUAUUAUAAUUAAUUAUUUUCUUUUGCACUGCAAUUUUGGUGAUAAGCACAAAAUUAUAGCUCCUGCUGACAUGAAGAAUUGUGGGUAAGGAAAUGUGAAGGGGAGUAUCUGUACUGUAACUAGAGAUUAAACAAAUAUAUAACAGUGUACAGAGAUAUAUUAAGAUAUGCCUGCAUCUAUGCCGGCGUAAAGAUUUUCUGCAGUUGCGUUCCUCUGCGGUAGAGGAGCUAGAAAUGGGCAAACUGGUCACAGAUGGUUUGGGAAAACUGUUUCCAGGGACAUUUAUAAAAGCGGUUCUGCUUUCAACUGUUCCCACUGCCCCUAGCAUUUCUACUUAGUAGUCAAAUCUAGUCCACUUGGUCCGAUUGGAAUUUUUUAACUACACUGGACUUCACACACACGAAACUCUUCGUCCUCACUGUCGGUUGCUUGCUUCUGUUUUACAUGUUGAUCAUUUCAUUUUUGUAUCGGUUUAUCUGAACAAAAGUGUAGCACGGCUAAUAAUUCUUGUGUUUUUGUUUACUUUUUUUUAUCUCCACUAUGAAAACAAGCACUUGAAAGCCAUAUGAACAAAGCUACAAUGCCCCUGCCUUCUUGUAAGGUUUCUGCCUUUCUAAAGAGGUUUUGUAGAUGUUCUUUUGCUUGUCUCGAGAGUCAAGUGGAGAGUCAGGUACUUAGUUUCCCUUUUGUUGAGCACUUAAUGCAUCUUGUUUUUGACAAUGUCCCAAGCCUUGCUUUUGUUUUUCCAAAAAACAUUGUCUUUCAAUCACAUAAAGAAGUUUCUAAAAUAAAUAAAAAAACAACAACAUUAUGCCUCGCAAAACAAAAAGUAUCUCCCACAUAAUUGCUAAUGCAAUGCCUUGUGGUCAAACAAUUUGUGUUCACUGACCCAGUCUCCACGUGCACAUCACAUGACCGUUUACCGACCAGUCCAGUAAAUUCUUUCAGUGUCCUUUUUGGUCCUUUCGCUUGCAAAAAUUUGACAAAUACAGUAUGAAUAUAUUCUGAAAACAUGAUUUACAAAAGGCUGCUCAAAAGGAUAUUUUUACUGGAGAUUCUUCAGGAGUUACUGGUGAAAUGACUGUUUUCUUUCCUUCUUUUCGUUUUCGUACUGACGACUGCUCGAAAAUGAAAACUCUCCCAGACCGGGCCGUUGUUCUCAAAUGUUUCACGUUUUCUCGAAUUCACGUCAUUUCCGUGCUAACGUCCAGCUGUUUUGGAAUAAUGAGGUGCGAACGGGUAUCUCAGGUGAUUUUACAUCUAUAAUGGGUGUUGUUGAUGUGGGUGUAUAUAAAUGUAUAUAUUCAUAUGCAUCCUCACGUAAAGAGAGUUCAUUUCAUGUUCGCUAUUGAAACGUUUUCCACCCCGUGUAGGCCUACCUGAUGGAUCGCUGUAUGCUCUCUUUCUUUUUGGCCCCGUCGACAGUGGAUGUCCAUUUCUCUUCCUUUCAUCUGAAACGUGCCGGUACACUAAAUGUCCAUAAGACAAAGAUGUCACUUACAGAACAUACCAAAAUUAAUAUUGAUAUUUCUAAUGUCUAAUGCAUUUUAGUGUCUUUUUUAAUACUUGUUUCUUUAAACAUCACAGUGUUGUUGUUUUUUGUAUUUAUUAAGAUAAUAAAGGUAUAUUGUGAAAAAUGCAUAAAGGUUUGUGGAAU